UUUGAGAUCACUUCAGCCUGUCUCUCUCUCCUCCAGUCGGGCAGGUUUACAGGGUGGCUCUCCUGUCUCUCUCUGCUCACAGGUGACAGGAGAUCUCUGCAGGAUCCGAAAGAAAACACCGGAGGUUUCCUCUCACAGCCCUGGCAUUAAAUUCCAGUCACGUUCAGCGAAAAGGGCAGGAAUUAGAUGACCAUACAGGUUCCCUGUACUGAGAAGAGCCCUCUCAGUCCUCUCAGUUCGCCUCCACGCCUCCUACUCGGCUUCCUACAUUGUCUUCUUGUCUGUUUCACUUGAGGACAGCAUGACAGGAGGACUGAAGGACGGCGACACAGAGGAGGACUUUCCACAUUCGCCGUUCAUCCGAAAACAAGGGAACAUAUAUAAACCUAACAACAAAGACAACAUGGACAACGACAGUCUGAACGAGAAGACGAUGGAUGAUGUCCACACCAAAGAGAUCGACCUGGUCAACCGGGACCCGAAGCGCAUUAACGACGAUGUUGUCAAGGUAGAGUUUGAGGACGUGAUCGCCGAGCCUGCAGGGACCUACAGCUUCGACGGCGUGUGGAAAGCCAGCUUCACCACCUUCACCGUCACCAAGUACUGGUGCUACCGGCUGCUGACCGCGCUGGUCGGCAUCCCCCUGGCGCUGAUCUGGGGUAUCUUCUUCGCCAUCCUGUCCUUCCUGCACAUCUGGGCCGUGGUGCCGUGCGUCAAGAGCUACCUGAUCGAGAUCCACUGCGUCAGUCGCGUCUACUCCAUCUGCGUGCACACCUUCUGCGACCCAUUAUUCGAGGCCAUGGGCAAGUGCCUCAGCAGCAUCCGAAUCAGCACAACCAAGGAGGUGUAGCGUCCGCAACUAGGAGGAGGAGGAUUAUCGGAAAGAGGGGAGGGAAGAUGGGAGGGCUAGAGCAACACAGAUGGAGGGAAAAGUCAGAACAGAGAAGAAGAAGAUAAAAUAGACCUCUGGAAAAUGAGAGAUGAGACUUUUCCAGAGCUGGGCGGGGUUGUUUGGAAGUGAAGGGGCGUGGUUAUGUGGCACCUGACCCCGCCUUUUUCCACCAGCUGUUUUUUUCUCUCCAGUGUUGGUGUUACCAAACGGGUGGGCACAGGAAAUCAAAGGGUCGUUCUCCGGGGUUUUUGUUGUUGUUGUUUUUGUUUUUGUUUUGUUUUUUAUUCCUCACUGUUAACUUUGUCAAGCAAGCGACCGAGCUCCAUAUCUGUUUUCUGUUAGUUUUGCCACAUUAUGUAAAUUCCUUCCAUUCUUACUGUUUCUGUGGAGAGCUUAUCACUUUGAUUGAUUCAUGUGAAGAGGGGAUGUCAGGGUGUAUCACUGUCUUCUCUCGCGCUUGUGUUUUUUUUGGAGCCGUUGGGCGGGGCAGGGUGGUUGGAUGUCGGGGUUAGGAAGGUCAAAGCAGAGAGAAAGAGUGAGCGCUGCCAAAUUCUAUCUGACUCAGCAAAAACAAAACAAGCCCACAAGCCGAAACAACACAGCGGCACUCCCUCCCUCUGCCCCCCCAUGACCUCCAUCCCACCGACCACCCACCCUCCACCCCUCUUGCUUUCCAGCAGUCUGACACACUGAACCUGCCCUCGUUCCUGCAUGCACCUGCUUGCCAGCAACUCGCCGUCCGCCGCCACCGCCACGCCCGCCACACAGCCUUACAAUGCAGAAAUGAUCUGCAUCCCAGCUCACUCGCUCUGUGCAUCGGCUUCUUAAUUCACCUCCACCUCAAACAGCAGGUUUCAUCACCAUUAUCCUCAUAAUUACAUGAGCGUGUGACAGAGAAUGUUAGCAUUUGAAAAAACUCUUCUUUUUGAACUCCGAUGUGGGUUUACUGACCAACUUUGGCCUUUUCAUUUUUCAGUGAAGCUCUUAAAUGCACACCACCAUAGUCCCAUAGUGAAUGCUUAUUUUUUUCUACACUAUGAAUAUGAAGAACUUUGAGGGUUACCGUUGUUUUAAUAUCCUGUAUGUACUGUAUGGGUUUCGACUUUACAAGCUAUGGCCUCCUUCCAGUGCACUAAUCUAUGGGAAAGUAUUGUUAGUGAAUAGCACUAAUGAAGAUCUCCCGUCUGUGUUUGCAGAGGUAGUAGAGCUCUAGCGGUUACUUUUGCACACUCUGCACCCAGGAUGUGCAGUUACAAGCUUGUGUGGAGAUGUUUCUUACGCGCUGUGGUACUUACACAGGUUAAUGCAUUGGAAUUAAGAUAAUGUGAGGUGGAAUGUGUGAUUUUGGAUGCAUUUUUUAUUUGUUAUCUGGUCAUCGUUUUGCACCAUCCAUCCUUUUUGUCUUCUUAAUCGUUUUGUUUUUUUAAUUACCCCGACUAGUUUGUUCUGCUGCCUGCUUCUUGACUGUGGACACGAUGCUGAACAGCAUCAAACUGAUGCCACCCACCCCAGAGAUGGGUGGAGGGAGGGACGGUAGGGUGGGGUUUCUGCAAUGGGGUGGGGGUGGGGGGUAGGCGUGGGAGGGGGUAUGUUUAAUUGAGACACCAAGCUCGCUUUGACUCCGUCACCUUCAGUCUACCUGCUGUCUUCUCACAGGGAUGGUAAUAUCAUAGCACCUGUUCCUUGAAUUGAGUGUUUUUAAGCUCCAAAGGUGAUAUUUUUAUAAGAAGAUAUGUUUUUCCUUCCUUGCUUUUACUGUACAAAUAUCACGCUGUGCACAUUAAAAUUUAAUAUAAUCCAGUG
Molecule: messenger RNA, 2695 nt
Organism: Sebastes umbrosus (honeycomb rockfish)
Lineage: Eukaryota; Metazoa; Chordata; Actinopteri; Perciformes; Sebastidae
Gene: cav1
Product: caveolin 1
Exons: 3
Coding region: 302-850 (182 amino acids)
Biological process (GO): negative regulation of endothelial cell proliferation; negative regulation of protein tyrosine kinase activity; caveola assembly
Cellular component (GO): perinuclear region of cytoplasm; cytoplasmic vesicle; caveola
Molecular function (GO): protein kinase binding; transmembrane transporter binding; molecular adaptor activity
Source: RefSeq, a predicted model, not a curated record